AUGGAGACGUAUAGCGGCCACCUCGCGGCCGAGCUGCUGGACGUUACCGGAAGGUACUUACACGCCUGCAAUCUCAAGAGUUUUGUCCUGCCGCUGCCGUUCUGCGAUGAGACGAUACUCGACAGGAGCUCCCUUAUGGUCAAGGUGCUAGGAAACGCCUCAUGUCUCUCCAAGGAGCAAUUGUUUGACGUCGUACAUGCCCUCGCUGGAGAUGAACGCAAGCCACGAUCCAAAUUCGAUGAGUUCUCACGAGCGUACGACACUGUGGGGGCGAGGCAUCUGCCUACGCGAAGUGUGCGUAAGGUACAGCCACCUCAAAGCGGAAUACGAAGCACUUUGAGGCCCUCGACCACCGCCAUGAGCGAAAAGCUCAUGGUAGAGCUUUCUUCCAUGCAUGAACCCGCAAAAAUCGCACAAAAAAUAGAUGAAGCUCUCUGCCAAAUAUCGCAAAGUGACACAGUAGGAUUCGUCCUAAUUAUCGCAGCCGAAAGGAAUACAGACAAUGCAGCUAGUGAAGACAACGGCCAACUUCUGCCACUGGCAGGGGCUCUUGUGGAAAUACUGGACGCUGAAGAGCACUGCAUCAGGUGUCUCUGGUGCGAUCCGAAGCUUAUCAAAAAAGACGAUCCAGAGUUCGAGAAAAUACUCGCUAUCAGGGUGCUAGGGCACCUCUUCGACUACGGGUUCCCAGGGGCACCCUUAAACAACAAACUCAAGCAUGCUUCGGUGCUAAAUGUGCAUGGAAUACUCUUCCCGAACGCUGCGUACACCUUCCUCAUCAACGGGCUCAAGUUCGGCAAACACUUCGAAACGCAGCAGAACGGAGGGUCGCACGAGGAUUCAAGCUCAAACUUCUGCAGAUGCCACAGGUUGGCGGAGUCACCAGAUGCUGAACUCUUUUGGGGAAUCUCGGAAUCGAGGCUCAGAACGACCUUUUAUAACAUCAAGGGCAAUAUACCGGUAAAACCGUCCGAACACACGUUGUCGAGACUCCAAAAAAUACUAAAACGGAGCAAAUAG
Molecule: messenger RNA, 1020 nt
Organism: Babesia ovata
Lineage: Eukaryota; Apicomplexa; Aconoidasida; Piroplasmida; Babesiidae
Product: Chromosome complete related, putative
Exons: 2
Coding region: 1-1020 (339 amino acids)
Source: RefSeq, a predicted model, not a curated record